GUGAAAGGGGAUCGUUUCGUUUUUCGUUUCAUUUCGUUUCGUUUCGUUUACAGAACAAACCCGUACCAUUGAGUUGGAACAGUGAAGGGACUAGCCGCUCAGCGCGGUCUACUUUCUGGAGCCCAAAACAGAAGGCCUUAACUGUCCCAAAGGUCGUACGCUCUUUCUCAUCUUACAAAGCAGCAAUGGUCUUGGCCAUCGAUUUUUCUUGCUGAGUUCUAACCGAGUUCACUCUGCCUCAGUCAUAUCCUUCCAGAGCAUCUCUGGAGUUAGUAGAGAUGGUUAAGAAAAAGAAUCCCCUAGUUUUUUUAGAUGUGUCAUUCAAUGGGAAUCCAGCAGAAAGAAUUGUCUUUGAGCUCUUUGCUGAUGUUGUCCCUAAGACGGCAGAGAAUUUCCGUGCACUCUGCACAGGUGAGAAGGGCAUUGGGAUUUCUACUGGGAAACCUCUUCACUUCAAGGGAUCAAUUUUCCAUCGCAUAAUUACUGGAUUUAUGGCACAAGGUGGUGAUUUUUCAAAGGGAAAUGGCACUGGUGGAGAAAGUAUUUAUGGAGGGAAGUUUGCAGAUGAGAAUUUUAAACUGGAUCAUAAUGGGCCUGGUCUUCUCUCCAUGGCCAAUAGUGGUCCAAACACAAAUGGGUCCCAGUUUUUUAUAACCUUCAGGCGCCAACCAUAUCUUGAUGGGAAACAUGUUGUUUUCGGAAAGGUUGUUCAAGGGAUGGAAAUUGUAAAGAAAAUGGAGCAGGUGGGAACAAAAGAUGGAAAGCCCGAUGGUAUUGUAAAUAUUGUAGAUUGUGGUGAAGCUUCACAGAGUAAAGCUCACAAUGUGUUUGGAGCACAGAGAGGAAAGAGGAGAAAAUCUGGUAAAGCUGUUUCUUCUGAGGAUAGUUCUGAUGUGCAAGAAAGAGGAAGACGUAAGAGAUCUCUCAAGGACAGAAGAAGGAAGAGAAAAAGAAAAUAUUCUUCGACUGAUUCAUACAGCUCUGAUUCUUCAGAUUCUCAUUCUUCUGAUUCUGAGUCUCUAUCAGAUUCAGACUCUGAUUCUGAUUCUGAUUCCUCACUAUCUGAUUCGAGUUCUUCCCGUGAUGGAAGGCGUAAGAAGAGAAGGUUAAUAAGAAGAGAUAAGCACCAGCGUAGUAGAAAGAGGAGGGGUGGACGAAAAGAGAAGAGGGGCCGGCAUCAUAAAAAAUCAAGGCGCAAAUCCAAAUGGAGUUCAGAGAGUUCAAGCAGUGCAGAGAGUGAGAAUACUAGCAGUAGCAGAAGCAGCUCUGGUAAUGAAAAAGCUAGUGGCCAUGUUUCUGCUCAUAAAGCAAGUAACAUGCAAGCUGAAAAUAGAUCAUCCCAUAAUCCUGAUAUAGGAAAUAAAUCCCCAACCCCUGUUGUUGGAAAAGGGGCCAUAGUAGAAAAGAAAAAGGCUCAUGACCCUAAGAUGAUAGGGGAGGACUCAUUGCAUGAAGAGGGUGAGUAUUUUCAGAAGAAUGAGGAGAUUCUCAACAAUGGAAAUGACACAGGUGGCAAAUCUGGUAAAACUGCCAAUCAACACCAUUAUUCAGAUGACUCGAACAAAUCCAGGAGCCUGACCCCACAGCUCAAAAGAGGAACCAAAAUCAGCCCAGAGAGAAGUCCAAGCACGAGCCCCAAAAGAAUUUCCAGGAUGAGUCCCAGGUGUCAGCAUUCUGUAGAUAGCCCAGCUAGGAAGUCUGGAAAGCAACGCCGACAUAGUUCAAGGAGUCCAUUAGGUAGUCUUGCCCGAAAAGAUCCUGAACCUUUACCACCUAAUCAUGGCCAGGGCUUGGUGAGAAGCCCUUCUCCAAAUGACACUUCAAAGCGCAUUAGAAAGGGGCGUGGGUUCACAGAACGCUACUCAUUUGCACGUCGGUAUCGUACCCCAUCUCCAGAGCAUUCACCUCCUAGGUCACGCCAAUAUGGCGGAAGGGAUGCUUAUGAAAGGAAUCGUGAUAGGUAUUAUAGGCGGUCACCACGAAGAUUCUAUGGAAGCUCACCAAGAGGAAGGAGUCCCCCCAGAUACCAAAAAAGUCGCCGAAGUAGAAGCAUCUCUCGCAGCCCAGGUGGUUAUCAUGGCCGUUACAGGUCUCGUAGCUGGAGUCCAAUAGGCAGGCAACCUGCCAUAAGUGAGGGGUUGAGGUCUCGUUUGGGAUCCCGAAUAGUUGACAAACAUUCUCCAGGCAAUAGAAGAUCAAAUUCAAGGAGCGGAGGAUCUUCCCAUUCUCGAUCUCCCGAUGCUGCUCGACUGAAGCAUGAUAGAGUGGUCUCUGCAUCUCCUACUAGCUCUAGAUCAAGUUCCCCAGCUGGGCAGAAGGGGUUGGUUUCUUAUGGAGAUGUUAGUCCUGAUAAUGGCACAACGUAGUUUUAUCUUGGAUGUGGAAAAGGAUUGAUGACAAACUUUGCGUGGUGUAGCUUUGCAUUGUGAUGUAAUUUGAAAAAUGUUAAUUGAUGGCCCAUCAUGAUUUCGUUUAAACAUAUUUUUGCAACCAUCUCAUAAUAUGCUCCUCAUGUUGGGCCUUUUUUGCUGAUUGCUCUUUACUUAGACCAAUCAAAGCUGGCUUUUGGUUUCAA
Malania oleifera is the source of this 2575-nucleotide messenger RNA. Its product is annotated as peptidyl-prolyl cis-trans isomerase CYP63-like. Gene Ontology annotation, biological process: protein peptidyl-prolyl isomerization; protein folding. The coding region runs from base 279 to 2366 and encodes 695 amino acids. Gene Ontology annotation, molecular function: peptidyl-prolyl cis-trans isomerase activity. The transcript is spliced from 14 exons. NCBI's taxonomy places the organism in Eukaryota, Viridiplantae, Streptophyta, Magnoliopsida, Santalales, Ximeniaceae. The record is from RefSeq and is a predicted model, not a curated record.